CACAUUCGCUGCGUUCACAGCGGCUAGUUGGAAUUUGUUGUCGAUGCGUUGCGGUUGUGAAAAGCGGACGUGUGCGCGUACAUAUAUCACGCUCUAUUGCGAUACGGGCGUAUGUGCAACGGUUAAAGUGCUACAGUUUUUUUUUUUAUAAUUUAUGAAAAAUUUUGCAAAUCUUCAUUUUCAUUUAAAACGAAAAUAUGUAGUGGAAAUGCUAUUCCUCACAGAUAAGCUUAAGAUUUUGUUGUAGUAUGACCUUUUUUGAAUGAUGUGGAAAUGAAUGGUGACAAAUGGUGUAUCCAGACGAUGCAGACAAAAAUUGGCAGUGAACGGCGCUUCCUGUCACAGCGCAGCUUACAAUUGCUGCCGUUCCGGCCAGCGAUUCCCAUUGGCCUUCUCAAUUUUUUUAGUGAUUUUUUAUAGAUACUCGGUAGUUGUUUGUGAACAUGUGUGUGAACCAAGAAAAAAUUCACGAAAAUAUGUAUGAAGAUUCUUUUAAACAAGUAUUGACUUUCUAUUUUUAUUUUUCAAUAAAUCUCAAUAAUAUAUUGCGUCCAAUACUUCUCCAGUAAGAAAUUAAUUACCGAUAUUUAUCUCACGUGUUUAAAAGUGCCAGCGAACGUAAAUCGCAAAAAUUGUCUGUAUUUCUGCAAAGUCAAAAUCUUUCGCGCAGAACAGCAAUAAUAGAUAAAUGUUUUUUCCCCGAUUUAUACACGUCUAAUCCAUUAAGUGCUUCAAAUCGCACACAAGCGUGAGCAACCUACCCCAAGCCAAUGAGGUGACGCUCAUGCAAAAGCAACAAAAGUAGUGGACCCAGCACGCCGUUUAAAGCAGAAUAUGUCCACACAAUAAAAUCGCAACAAUUGCAGAAAAGAGCAGCACUAAGCGGCUUACCACACGGCGGAAAUAGCAUAGUCAACAGCAAAGAUCAAAUAACCGAGUGCCCGAACAAAGCAGCAACCUGGCAGACAGUGGCGAUCAUCUGCUCCACCACCUCCAUCCACCAUCGCCGCCACCACCUCAUGGAUAGCAUCCACAGUGCGACCACACAAAAACACUCGCAGCACGAUUGCACACCGAUCGGCAAACGUCGUCUGCUCCAACGACGUCGUCAUCAUUGUUGAAGCAGCUUACCAAUUUUGUUAUUGUCGUUGUCGUCGUCGUCUUCGUCUACGUUGGUGAGCUGAGGCCACAAGUACCACGGCAACUUGACGGAAUUGUUGGUGUUGUUUUCGGUUGUUGAUUUUCGACUUUUGGCACAUUGCGACUUCAUACCUUUUGUCAGUUGCUGCCCCAUCAGUGGAGUCGACGAAGCAGUGGCUAAAUUUUUUCAGCCGACUUUGUCAACGGGAAUGGCGCUCCGGUGGCGCUAGUACGAAUUUAUCUACCGACGCGCGUUGUUCGGUGUUGCGGUGUUUCGUUUCGUAUGUUGGGGGCAAGCAAUAUUUAUGUACGCAGGUUUUUUGUUUUUGCUUAUCGAAGAAGCGAAAAUGUCUUAAUGUGAAGCCGCGCAUGCGUUAAGAAAAGUGAAAAAUGUGAAAAGCUAAUAAAUCCAAUACGAAGGAGCUACCGAAUUAUGCUGGCUGUCAGUGUCAUUGCUGUUAGUGUGGCGGCGUGAAAAAUUGCUAAAAUAUACUAACGAAGUACGGUGGUGCUCUGAAAAGAGCAUUUUGUAAUAACGGAAAUGUGCGCCAAUGCAUUUGUUUGUGUAGCGCAAAGUGAUUUUUUUUCUUUUGUUUCAGAUUUUGCGAAAAUUUUUAAUUCGAGCUGCAUUACAUAACAAAAAGCAUAACUGAAGCCUUGGCAAUAUUACGAGUAACAAAUACACGAGCUCAACUCAAAAUAGUUUUCUCCAAGUGCAUCGAAACGAUAUCAAAAUCAAAAUCAAAAUUUUUUCAAUCAAAAGAAAGUGAAAUUCCACUCGUAAAAGUGUCGAAAUCUCCAAGUGUAUUCUUAGUACAUAGUGCGUCAAUUCCAAACGAAAAUAUUUUUAUCGUCAACAACAGCACCAGCACCAGCAACACCAACACAAUGGGUACGAAAUCGCCUGGUGGACCGCAACGUUGCCGUCUGAUAUUACAACGUUGUCUGGCCAUACAGCUGAGUAAGCCUGGCCAUACGCCGGAGGACUUUUGGAUGUACGAUUCGGGUUAUAUGAUUUUUCAGAACUUCCUCGCCGCGAAUGCUCAAUGCUGGUGGAAUGCCCCGCUCACCGCUGCGACGCGUGCCCUCAAAUAUGCCGGUCAUAUAGCUCCAGGGAUGCUAUUGGUAACCGCCGAACCAUGCGCGCUCGAAGUGCUACGUGGCGCUUAUGCGCGGAGCGUGCUGAAACCACCUGCGACCUAUGUCAUCAGCUCUGUCGGUGACAUCGAUGACUGCAUCGUAACACCGACCGUGCAAGGACAAUUUACCCCAUUGACGGAGGCUCUAUGUGAUGUCAUAAUGGACCUUACCGCAGAGGGUCAUUCGGCUACUAUAGAAAAUGUGCGCAUUAAGCUGAGCAUACGAUUUCCGCACAUGACACCACCUGCCACGGAAGUGAUCUACGAUACGUUGGCACAGUUGAUGCAAGAACAGAAAAUAUAUCAGACCUCAAAGGGUUACUUCAUCUUCACGCCAGAACGACGUCGAAGCCGUUCCCGGCCACGUGCCAUACGCAACGGUUAUCAGGACUUUGAAGAAACCGACGAAAUACCUCAGGAGGCGCGGACUAUGCUCAUGACCAACGCGGAGGCGCUUCAUUCAUUUUACGGCGAAAUCUCCACCGAACGAGAUGGCGAUUUAACACAUCAAUGCAUACAAACUAAUUUGGCCGAUGUUAUUUGUGGCGGUAAUCCAAAUGAUAAAAUACUUUAUCCGCGCGCGGCUAAAAGACGCAGCGCCUCAUUCCCAACACCUCGCAGCCUGGAGAGAAGGCACAGUUUGCGUUUGUUUGGAUCUUCGAAACGAUUGCAGCGAUGCGCGUCGACACGAAGCCUCUCGAAGACAUACGCACAAACCUUAGCCACUGACAGCAGCAGCUCGGAGUAUCAAAGCACAGAUUCUUCGUCACCAAAAAAAGGAUCUUUAUUGUCGCGGCUCUUCAGGCGGAGUGGGCGUGCCAAGCAACGUCAAAUUGAAACGUAUUCAGCGCAGUUCCCGCCUGCCGAGUGGUUCAAUUCUCGAGCUGUUCAUCUGCACAGUGUUGGCACACAAACAGCCGAUCACGAUAUGCCGGUGGUGCAUACGCUUUCCAAUUCCACAUUCUACGACGGCUCGGAGUUAAGUCAACGCUCGCUUACACUGCCACGCCGACAUCGUCGCCACAUGUCCAGCGACUCGACUUUUCUCAUAUCAUCCCGAGAUUGUUCGCCUAUACGCCGGCGCUCACCGGUGUACAGCAGCAGUUCACUGCCCCGUUCAACGCAAUCCAUACCAGCUACGGCGAGCGGUACAACGAGUAUCACCACCGCUCCAGCGCCCACGAAUAAAAUCAAUCACUCCUCCGCGACGCUUUCAAGGCUUUCCACUCCGAAUCAAUCCGCGGCUGCAGCGACUGUACAGAAAUCUGCCUCUAAGAGCAUUAUCGGCAAACACAUUUUCGAGCAGUCACCUUCCCGCUCGUCUAGCAAAACAACAUCGAAACGACAGGCAGACAACAUUAUAGUGAACGGCUAUGCCAGUAACUUGGAAAGCGGUAAGGUUUGUUAUCGCAGUGUACAAAGUGGUCCAUCUAGUUUGGAAUCGGGCAAGGCUUCUUCCAUGCUUACCUCGGGACCAUCGAGUAUCGAUAGUGGCAAGGUGUCGUUCAGCAAAACCAGUGGUCAUUCUAGUCUUGACUCGCAGUGCUCGACCAAUACGGCAGUGGUGCAACCAAGUCCGGCCAGGUCGAUACUUGUAUUGAAUGGAUCGCCGCGCGGAACUCCGCGUCAUCAGGCCAUGCGCGCUCGUGCCGCUGAGCAAUCGCAGCGCCAACGUUCCUCAACUCCGUCACGAAUACUGGAGGAAAUCACUAAUCAACAAACGACAACAGGAAGAUCGCCAAAUCCUUCUACGGGGCAAUCUCUCUUUAAUGGCAUGCCCAGUUCGAACUCCAACAACUCAAUAACGCUGCAGGUGACUACCUCCAAUGGCAGUCAGAGUAACAUACCUAGCACGAAGAUUUAUGUGCAAAACUCACCGGCGCGUAGCGUUAUAACGCUGGAGAAUGGAAAGCUAAUAGAGAACUCAAAUGUGUAUAUAAUCAAUAAUGAAACGACAACUAACGAGAAGGGCGAAAUCAUCAAGAAAACCUUAUCGAAGCAGGAAACUACGCCCCUAAGGCCAACAACAACAGCAACAGAAAAAGAAUCAGACACAAUCGCAUACAACUCGAUCAGCGAGAAUGAAGCCAAUUCCGAAACAUGCGACUCCAUAUCCUUUAUAAGCGAAACAUCGCCGGACAAUCUGGACACGCUCAGCUCAACCGAAGUGAUUGAUACCUCAAAAUUCACAAAGAAUAUCAACAAUGAUGCCACCAUGAACAACAGCCGAAAAUUGUGCUUACAACUGCCCCAACACGGUUCCAGCAACAUUGUCUAUAAGAACAAUGUUCUGAAGAACGAAUCCAACCCGAACUCCCCCAGCGGCGAAAAGACACUGGCGAUGGCCGCCCUCGCUGCGAAGCAAGAUUUCGAAAUUGCAGGCUCAGUCGGUAAUUUACGCUUCUACGAGAAGAACACAAAGGAUGCAGCGCAAUCAAAACUAAUGAACUCCAAUUGUGAUUUAAAGAACCUGAAUCGCUAUGAGUCAUCGGGUAAUCUCCAAAAGACCGGAAACAUUCUCAGCUCAAGCCCAGCCAUCAAUGGAGACGAUCUUGCGCAUAUACUUCAAAAAAAUAUAAUUGCUGUGGGUAGUGAGCCAAAUUUAGCUUUAAAGGACAAUAACUGUACCAAUGCAAGUGACAAGUCUAUCGAAAAGGAAGGACUCGAUCGCCGAUUCAGUUUAUCGAAGGACCCAAAUGGCGCAGUGGCGCCGCCAGCGGUGGGCAAUGAAGACCUCUAUAAUUUUCCCAGUCUAACGGAUUUAUCUUUUAAUUUUACCUCAUUGGCGGCGCAGAAGAUUCUGCAGGGUGUAAGCUUGAAUAGUAUCGACACGUUGGUGGAACUUAAUAUGGCUGCUGCUGCAGCUGCGAACAAGGAGAAGCAACAAAACAAUCAACCGACGCCGGUCCGCACCGACUAUGGAAUGGUGUAGCAAACAUUGCAAUAACCGAUUGAUAAUUAUCAGGGUUUGAAUACAAAAAAAAACAAAGAAAAAUUAACAAAAGAACUAGAAAUAGGUCCAUAGUAACUCCUUGGGUGGCAUAAUAGAGUGAUUAAAUCUUGAUAAGCGCAAACACAGCUUUGACUACCAAAACUAAUUAAUAUGUAGAAAAUUUUCUAAAAGUAUUUUUUAGUUUUGAAAAAAAAAUACUAUAGCUCUUAUCCUGAGUUUCGCCCGAAAAAAAA
Rhagoletis pomonella (apple maggot) is the source of this 5465-nucleotide messenger RNA. RefSeq lists its product as uncharacterized. Gene Ontology annotation, molecular function: DNA-binding transcription activator activity, RNA polymerase II-specific; RNA polymerase II transcription regulatory region sequence-specific DNA binding. Gene Ontology annotation, biological process: positive regulation of transcription by RNA polymerase II. The record is from RefSeq and is a predicted model, not a curated record. NCBI's taxonomy places the organism in Eukaryota, Metazoa, Arthropoda, Insecta, Diptera, Tephritidae. Gene Ontology annotation, cellular component: nucleus; cytoplasm.